Molecule: messenger RNA, 3697 nt
Organism: Selaginella moellendorffii
Lineage: Eukaryota; Viridiplantae; Streptophyta; Lycopodiopsida; Selaginellales; Selaginellaceae
Product: pentatricopeptide repeat-containing protein At1g09900
Exons: 4
Coding region: 31-2907 (958 amino acids)
Molecular function (GO): protein binding
Source: RefSeq, a predicted model, not a curated record
UGUCAGGAUGUGGAUGAGAAGCAAGGAGCGAUGGCGUGCGCGUUGCUCCAAUACGUUUCUCCCAGCUUCUCUACGGCAAGAAAUCGAUGCGCCGAGGCGGCGGCGUCGCCAGCGUCGCCAGCGUCGAUUCAGGUAAGCACUGAUGGAAAGUCCAGCGGCAUUCCUCACAGGCAGCUCCAUUUGUCGACAGCGAGGAAGCUCGCUAGAUCCGAGAGCUUGCAGCAGGACGUGCUCGACCUCCUCGGGCUCCUCCAAUCAGGCAGUAAUAUCCGUGAGCGCCUCGAGCAAUGGCGAGGGACUCUCCAGCCCGCGGUGGUGUCUAGGGUAUUGCAGCGGCUCAAGGAUCCACAGACCGCCAUCGUCUUCUUCGUGUGGGCCGGGGAUAGGGGAUUCAAGCACAGCACGUUUACCAGGAACUGCUUCCUCCAGACUCUACUCGAGAAUGGCUCCAGCGAUCGCAUUCCAGCGAUGUUUGAGAGGAUGCUGGAUGCUGGCUAUGCCCCGGAUUCCUACACGUAUCAUCUCGUCAUCAAGAGCUUGUGCCAGAUGAACCAAAUUGACAAGGCUUUCACGAUGCUAGACAAGGCAAAAGUUCGAGGAUUCAAGCCAGAGGUCUCGGUUUACACGAUACUCACCAGAGCUUUUUGCAAAACUGGCCGGCUCAAGGACGCUCUAGAGAUCUUCCGGAACAUACCAUCGCCAGACGCCAUUGCUUACAACGCUAUCAUCCAUGGGCACUGCAGGAAGAAUGACUGCGAUGGAGCUCUUGAGUUUCUCAAAGAGAUGAACGAGAGGAAGGUGGCACCGGACGUUUUCACGUAUAACAUUCUCAUCGACGGGCUUUGCAAAGCGUCCAAGACCGACAAGGCGUCGGAGAUGCUCCAUGAAAUGGUGGACAGAGGAGUCACUCCCGAUACAGUGACUUUCAACUCUAUCAUGGACGGGCUCUGCAAGGCUGGAAAGUUUGAGCGUGCUCACAGCUUGCUGGCUGUGAUGGCCGAGAGGAACUGCCGUCCAAGUUGCUGCACUUACAACACACUCAUCAGCGGCCUGUGCAAGCAGCAAAACGUUGACAGGGCGAAAGAUCUGGUGGAUGAGUUCGUAAGCAGCGGAUUCGUUCCAGACGUGGUCACUUACUCCAUUCUCGCCGAUGGGCUGUGCAAGAGGGGAAGGAUCGACGAGGCCUUCGAGCUGGUGAAGGAGAUGUCUGGAAAAGGAUGCACUCCCAAUCUAGUGACUUACAACACUCUCAUAGACGGGCUUUGCAAGGCAAGCAAGACGGAGAAGGCUUACGAGCUACUGGAGAGUUUAGUCUCUUCGGGUUUCGUCCCGGACGUAGUGACUUACACGAUCAUUGUGGACGGGCUUUGCAAGGAAGGCAGGCUGGACAAAGCUCUGAAGAUGGUAGAAGGGAUGCUAAAGCGGGGUUGCACACCCAGCGUCAUCACUUACACAGCUCUCAUGGAAGGCUUGUGUAGGACAGGCCGGGUUGACGAGGCUCAUCACAUUUUCAAAGAGAUGGUGAGCAAGGACUGCACUGCAGAUGCUCUGGCUUAUGUGAGCCUAGUGAAUGGCUACUGCAAAUCAAGCAGGACGAAAGAAGCUCAGAAAGUCGUGGAUGGGAUCCGAGGCACGCCGUAUAUUGAUGUGUACAAUGCCUUGAUGGAUGGCUACUGCAAAGAAGGCCGGCUGGACGAGAUCCCCAACGUUUUCGAAGAUAUGGCCUGCCGAGGCUGCGUCCCGAACAUAAAGACUUACAACAUCGUCAUGGACGGGCUCUGCAAGCAUGGCAAAGUUGACGAGGCGUUUCCUUUCCUCGAGAGCAUGCACUCGGCCGGAUGUGUUCCGGACGUGGUCUCGUACAACAUCAUCAUCGACGGACUGUUCAAGGCGAGCAAGCCGAAAGAAGCUCGUCAAGUCUUGGACCAGAUGAUCCAAGCGGGCAUUCCACCUGACGCUGUCACGUACAACACUCUGAUGGCCCAGUUCUGCAAAGAAGAACGCUUUGACGACGCCGUGGGUAUCCUGAAAAACAUGAUCAAGGCAGGGGUGGAUCCAGACAACGUGACUUACAACACUCUGAUCAGUGGUCUCAGCCAGACGAACCGGCUGGGGGAUGCGUACGAGCUGAUGCACGAGAUGCUGAGAAACGGCUGCGUCGUGAGUGCCUGCACAACUUACAACACUAUCAUCGACAGGCUUUGCAAGGAGGGUUGUCUCAAGCAAGCGCUGCUUCUCAUGGACCACAUGACCGGCCACGGUGUGGAAGCCAACACAGUGACUUACAACAUCUUUAUCGACAGGCUCUGCAAGGAAGGAAGGCUGGACGAGGCCUCGUCGCUGCUGUCAGAGAUGGACACGCUCAGAGACGAAGUAAGCUACACGACGGUGAUAAUCGGCCUGUGCAAGGCCGAGCAGCUGGACAGAGCCAGCAAGCUGGCCAGGGAGAUGGUGGCAGUGAAAGGACUGUGCAUCACGUCGCACACUUUCAACCUCCUGAUCGACGCUUUCACCAAGACCAAGAGGCUGGACGAAGCUUUGACGUUACUGGGGCUAAUGGUCCAGCGGGGCUGCUCUCCGAGCGUCAUCACGUACAACAUGGUGAUAACUUGCCUGUGCAAGCUCGACAAAGUGGACAAGGCAUGGGAGCUGUUUGACGAGAUGGCAGUGCGCGGGAUCGUGGCUAGCUCGGUCUCGUACACUGUGCUCAUCUAUGGCCUGUGUGGCCAAGGCCGCGGGAAAGAAGCGCUCCAGGUGCUCGAGGAGAUGGCUUCCAGCGAUUGCGAGAUCGAUGAUCUCAAGUGUAGGAAGCUCUACUUGGCUUUGCGAGGACAGGGAAGGGGAGAAGAGGCAGCCGAGCUGUUAAGAAGGAUGACUACCAAAAUGGACUCUUUGUCACUGGAUUGACAUCCACAUCCAGGUUGACAGAGUUGCAAGAUGCGCUUCUUUCUCUUUUCACAUCGAGGUAAGAAGUUUACAGUGGAUUUUUUUUCUUUUCCUUUCCCUUGCUAAGGAGAGUAAAGUGAUCUAAGCUGGAUCAACAGCUAAAGAAGUGUAUUUACAGGGGAAGAUGUGGCCCCUCACUCGCAAUUUCAAACAACUUUUGGCCCGUGUUAUUCGUCAUUCCACUCGAGGUUCUCGUCAACUUGGUGCUCGGUGCCGUACGAAACAAACAAAGCCCACAAGGAAUUCGUUAGCGGACUCGCGAGCCUAUGCAACAAAGAAAUACCAGACCGGUUUCCUUUUGCUUUCAAGGAAUUGACUCCAGCCAUCCCCAAAGCUUUCAAGGCAAGGUGCGAAAGUACGAAUGAUCAAGCCAACUUGCAGGGAUUAUUUCUUCGUCCGCGCCCUCUAGCUAAAGAGACUGGACGAUUCAAAGGUGUUUAGAAAACGAUUCCCGGGGAAUUGUUUGUUUCUCGAGCACUCGCUAGUGCUCGAUAGUUCUCAUUAGGACAUGAUUCUCUCUCUCUCUCUCUCUCUCUCAUAAUGUUUUUUUCUCUGGGUUUCUGGUUAACAUGAACAGAGCGUAUGAUUGGCGUCAGCUAGAAAACAGUAGCACUCGUCGCCCAUCAUUUGGACACUGGAAAGAAAGGUGGCGAGAGAAUCUCCGGGAAUCUUAUAGAUAUUGUCUAUAAUUUAAUAACAAUAAUAAUAAUAAUAAUGUUUUAGUGGGAAUAUUUUAUAUUCCCCUGUGGCC